AUGCAUGCUGUCUCGAGAAUCGAGUUCAGCGGAACCGUCGCCACCGGGGUUGAAUGCAUCUCACGCACAAGUGACGAGACUGGUUCCGUCAAAGCGCGCAAAGAAGUCAUCCUCGCCGCCGACAUUGACGUCCUCGUCGACCUUCCCGUCGGCUACAACCUGCAGGAUCACCCUACGCUGUACUUUAUCUGGAACUGUUCGCGAACCCAAGAACCCCUCGAAUUCGGACAAGCUAACAGCACCACCACAGACGCAAACGACGCCCCUCCGUUGGUGCCGGCGACGCAUACAAGUUCGACGGUUGAUGCGGUGGCGGAGAAGGCGAGCUGCGGAUUCGAUCAAGGAGACUUGUAG
Molecule: messenger RNA, 354 nt
Organism: Diplodia corticola
Lineage: Eukaryota; Fungi; Ascomycota; Dothideomycetes; Botryosphaeriales; Botryosphaeriaceae
Exons: 3
Coding region: 1-354 (117 amino acids)
Source: RefSeq, a predicted model, not a curated record